Messenger RNA from Spinacia oleracea (spinach), 2181 nucleotides. RefSeq lists its product as uncharacterized. The transcript has 8 exons. Bases 293 to 1927 code for a protein of 544 amino acids. NCBI's taxonomy places the organism in Eukaryota, Viridiplantae, Streptophyta, Magnoliopsida, Caryophyllales, Amaranthaceae. Gene Ontology annotation, biological process: lipid metabolic process. The record is from RefSeq and is a predicted model, not a curated record.
CAUUUUACAGAUGUGUCAAGUUAACGUAGCCCAAAGCGGCACCACCGUCCACCGCGCCUUUUUCUCUCUCUCCCCGUAUCAAAGCGGCACCACCGUCCACCGCGCCUUUUUCUCUCUCUCCCCGUAUCGUCUUCUUCUUCGUCUCUACAAACACAUUACGAAUAACACACAGUAAACACACAAAUUGACAAUACUAACCUCAAGUAUUUCAGAUAAUCCCUUCACCAUUUUUUCCGUAACCAACCUCCUUAACCCCCUCUCACUCUCUCACUCUGCACUUAAUCGGUGAACAAUGGCGACUUUUUCAUUGCGCCGUAUUUUACAUCAAUUCGAUAAGCACAUACUAAAGAAACAUGAAUCAUAUGGAAUGCUCGUAUAUGGCGCUCUUACCAGGUAUCGGUCACUAUCGUCAAAGUCUGAAAGCAAAGGUUCGUGUGAUAUGUCUAAGAGGCCCGAGCUCAUUGAUAGGACAGACUUUGAUCGCGCAGUUGGAAAGUACAGCUCUGAUGAUGAUGAAGUGAAUGAUAGUAAGCGGAAGGUGGAACUUGCAUGGCUUACAAAGGCACUUGAACCUGCACUACAGCUUUGUAGGUGGGCUUUCCCAGGAAAUGGUUCUGAAAGCAAGAUUCCACCUAGUAGUCAUUCAAUUGCUGAAAUUAUUGCCAGUAUCCAGAGAAGUAAGACUGGAAUACAAGACUGGAGCCUUGCUGAUCUCACAAUUGGACUGUACCUUAUGUAUCUUCGUCAAGCAUCUGCAACUCCACAUGAAGAUGUCAAGGGUGCUCAAAUCACCUCCGAAUCCGUGGUAGAAGACCUUAUAUAUCACUUGGAAUUAGCUAGAGGAUCGUAUAGGGACACACCUGCAGGCCUCGCCAGAUUAAGCAUGCUUCGAGAAAGUAAUAUCCUGAAAUUUAUCAGGAAUUCCAGCGUGAUGAGACCUGGCUAUUACAUCGGUAUCGAUCCGCGCAGAAAACUUGUAAUUCUUGGCAUUCGUGGAACUCAUACAGUAUAUGACCUUGUAACUGAUAUUGUGUCAACAAGUGAUGGAGAUGUCACCUUCGAAGGCUACUCAACCCACUUUGGUACUGCUGAAGCUGCUCGCUGGUUUCUGAAUCAUGAAAUGGGAACGAUAAAGAAGUGCUUGCAUAAACACGAGGGUUAUAGGUUGCGGUUGGUGGGGCAUUCUCUUGGAGCUUCUACAGCUUCUUUAUUGGCAAUGAUGCUUCGUAAAAAAUCAGCCACAGAACUAGGAUUUGAUCCCAGUACUGUAACUGCUGUUGGGAUUGCUCCUCCUCCUUGUGUGUCCAAAGAGCUUGCUGAAAGCUGCCGUGACUAUGUCAGCACUGUUGUCAUGCAGGAUGACAUUGUUCCUCGGUUGAGUGUCGCUUCUUUGGCAAGGCUGAGAAAUGAAAUAAUUCAAACCGACUUGAUGAGUGUUUUGGAGAAGGAAGAUUGGAAAAGUGCUAUGGAACUCCUCAUGAAUGCAAAACUGGUCAUGUCUUCAGUACAAGAUGUAGCUCGGAAAGUGGCUGAUUAUGCAAAUUUUAGAAGCAAAACCAACCACUCUGGUAUAUUAACAAGCAAGGAUUCACUUGCCGGGACAGAUAAUCCCCCAAUCUCCAAGCCAACUGCUGUUAUCAGAACUAAACAACAAAAUCCCGCUUUGGUUCAGCAUGAAGAGUUGUUUGUUCCUGGCACCGUAUACUAUCUAAAGAGAAAUCCCGAUACCCAAACCAGUAUCAGCAACAAUGGAAGCAAAGCGAAGGAGUUCUUCACACUCUGGAAAUGGCCGCCUGGGCAGCAUUUCCAGAAAAUAUUACUGUCGAGCAACGUAAUUUCAGAUCACAAAUGCGAAAGCCAUUAUAAUGCUCUCAGAGAUGUCAUCAAAGGCUUGCCUAUAUCAUCUAGUGAUGAUUUUAUUUUUUGAUGACUAAAAAUGUUGUGUAAUAUUGAGUUCAUACGUUUUUGUAAAUAAUUGUAGAAGUUGUAUAAUUAAGAUCCAGUAAUUUUUACUUAACAGGAAAUUAUCCUAGUUGGUGGUCGGUUUUUUUUUUUUCAAUUUUGGCCGCCUAGUUAAGAUACGAUUCUGGAUGUUAUUCAGGUGUAAGAAUAAUGCUGUUGUGGAAGAUUUUUUUUUUUUUUUUCAUUUUGAAUUUAAUGAAAAUGACUUUAUAGGGGUAA